AUGUCAGAAGAAAAUUUUCCUAUUCUAUCUCCAAGAUUGUCUAACCACAGAUCCACCCCGACCUUGAAAAAGCAGUUUUUUGUGGCCGAUUUCAAAAUUAUGCCAUAUACGUUUGACAGUGUAAUUCCUAGAUGACUUUUAGAUCGUAGAGAUUUUAAAGAUCGGCUGAAUUUUUUUUAAUAUAAAAAUAUAUUUUGAAAAUAAUUAUUUUUUAAUAAUAAAAAAAUGGAUGCAGGCUGAAACAGCUAACUAGGACAGAUAUUGCAAAUAUUUGUUCAAAACUUAGUGAAGAGCGUUCUGGUUUUGAAAAAGAGUCUGUGGCUAAGUGAAUUAAAGACUGUCCUUAUUUUUCGUCUAUGAGUAAUAGAAAGCUACUUGAAAUUUCUAACCUUUUGAAGACCCACUGCUUCGUUAAAGGAGCCAAUGUUAUAAAAGAAGGCGAGAUUGGGGACUGCUUAUAUGUAAUUUUAAAAGGUCAAGCUGGGAUUUAUUUAGGAGGCAUUACCCAGCCGAUAGCGAUUAAACACCCAAGAAAUGUAGUCGGAGAAGCAGCAUUAGAAAAUGCUGUAGUAAGGACAGCCACAGUAAAAGCAGAAACUGAUUUAAUUGUUUUAGCUUUAUCAUGCAUUGAUUAUUUACAAUUCGCACAAAAAGAAAGGCAAAGAGAAAAGCAUGAAAUUAAAGUUUUUUUAAAAACAGCAAGCUUUUUUAAAGAUUUAUUACCAUCAAAACUAUAUUAAUUUCUAUUAAAAUUAAAAAAAAAUAUCAAGAUUUUCAUAUUUUAUAAAUAUUUACACAAAUUGUAUAGAAAUUUUAGGGAACACUAUUUUAGUUAUGGAAUAUUCAAAAAAUCAAAACGUAUAUAAGCUUGAUGAAAGCGCGCACCAUCUUUAUAUAAUAAAACAAGGCUCAGUUUUAUUAGAAGCUCCUGUUUGUUUUGAUCAAUACAAAAAGAUUCCUUCCUCGCUUAGAGAAUGAAAUGGGAGUGACACAAGAAGAGAAAUGAAUCAAAUCUUGAAAUAUUAUGGACCAGCCGAGUUUUUUGGGGAAAGAGAAAUGAUUUUAGGAAUCCCAAGAGACACACAAGCUGUUGUAACAGCUGAUAGAACAGUUUUAUAUAUUUUAUCAAAGCAAAGCUUUGAUUUAAUUUUUUCUCACUCAGAUAAAGCAAAAAUGCUGAAAAAUUCUGUAUGCAGGCCGACGAGUAAAGAAAUGAGAGAAAAUAUUACAAAAAAGGUGGAAGCCAUUAAUACAAAAUUAAAUUCACUUUUAAACGCUUGUGACAUAAAUGUCCGACCUACCGACCGAAGCUCCACAAUUGAUCGAAAAAUCAUAAGAAAAGUGACGUGGGCAAGAUCCCUUGCGCAGCGCUACAAAGAUGAUUUGACAAAAGAACUGAACACUGUUGGAGACCUAUAA
Messenger RNA from Blepharisma stoltei, 1419 nucleotides. The record is from the annotation of a GenBank genome assembly. NCBI's taxonomy places the organism in Eukaryota, Ciliophora, Heterotrichea, Heterotrichida, Blepharismidae.